AUGUGCGAAAGGGGAAAGAAUCCAACGAACGGCGUGGUAUGGUACAUCCUCGGGUUUUCUGCUAACCCUAGCCAACCUAUAUCCGUUCCUUUGGCUGAGAAAGAGGCAUAUUCCUCUUUCUAUACCCACAAGAUGUCGCAACUGUGGCCAUUCUUGUCCACCUCCACAUUCGGCCGCCUCUAUGGCUCCAGCACGCACAAGCUCCCAGCACACCUUCCCAUCUUCCGCCUUCCACUCACUCUGCGUAAGUCCCUCGCAGGGUUCAUGGCCGCCUCUAUCACAGGCGUCCUGAUCGCUGUGGGUUUCUGGAGCCUCGUUGCACCGUUCCGGAAUGAAGGGCAGGACGAGACCUGGGCAAUCGAAGGUAGUGACCGCGCGUGGGACAAUACCUGGAUGGUGGUGGGAGCAUGA
Messenger RNA from Laccaria bicolor S238N-H82, 411 nucleotides. RefSeq lists its product as uncharacterized. The coding region runs from base 1 to 411 and encodes 136 amino acids. The transcript has 4 exons. The record is from RefSeq and is a predicted model, not a curated record. NCBI's taxonomy places the organism in Eukaryota, Fungi, Basidiomycota, Agaricomycetes, Agaricales, Hydnangiaceae.